GCUGGUUCAGCCUCUGGGUUCAGCUGCUGUCAGUCUGCAGAGACACGGAGCCAAACCUCACUCACUGUUUGUCCAGUUUAACCAGCGCUCUAUCGUUAAAAAAGUUGUUACAUUUACCGGUAAACACCCAACUACACAAGAAACUUUUCUCCUCUGAAACAGUCAAGACCGUCGGCAACCGGAACGGACACAUCCGGGACAUGAGAGCGCUUUAAGUCUACCGGUAACUUUGGUCACUGAUGGAGACGCUCUGAGGGUGACAGCAGGAAGAAGACCUCCCCCGUCUCCCCCCUGAAGGCUUCACAGAUGUUUUCGCUCGGUCAGGAAAACAUCUCCACCUCCCCUGCUUCCACCAAAGGCCCGGUCAAAUAUGGAGAGCUCAUUGUGCUCGGGUGUAAUGGCUCUCUGCCCAACGGUGACAAGGGGAGGCGGAAGAGUCGCUUCGCUCUGUGCCGCAGGAACAAGGCCAACGGAGUGAAGCCCAGCACCGUCCACUCAUCCUGCACGCCUCAGGCUGCCAAGGCGAUCAGCAACAAGGAGCAGCACAGCAUCUCGUACACGCUGUCCCGCGCCCACACGGUGGUGGUGGAGUACACACACGACUCCAACACGGACAUGUUCCAGAUCGGUCGCUCCACAGAGAGCCCCAUCGACUUUGUGGUGACGGACGUGCUGCCCGGCGGUCCGAGCCAGGCCGACGGUCAGACGGUUCAGAGCACCAUCUCCCGAUUUGCCUGCCGCAUCAUCUGCCAAAGAAACCCUCCGUACUCGGCGCGGAUCUACGCUGCGGGCUUCGACUCCUCCAAGAACAUCUUCCUCGGGGAGAAAGCAGCCAAGUGGAGGAUGCAGGACGGUCAGAUGGACGGGUUGACCACCAACGGCGUCCUGGUGAUGCACCCGCGCCACGGCUUCAACCAGGACUCCAAACCCGGCGUGUGGAGGGAAAUGUCCGUCUGCGGAAACGUCUUCACGCUGCGGGAAACCAGAUCAUGUCAGCAGAGGGGCAAGAUGGUGGACACUGAGUGUAACGAGCUGCGGGAUGGGUCUCUCAUCGACCUGUGCGGUGCCACGCUGCUGUGGCGGACGGCGGAGGGCUUGGCGCACACGCCCACCGUCAAACACCUGGAGGCGCUGCGGCAGGAGCUGAACGCCGGGCGGCCGCAGUGCCCCGUGGGCUUCAACACGCUGGCCUUCCCCAGCCUGCGCCGCAAGGACGUCCUGGACGAGAAGCAGCCCUGGGCCUACCUGCGCUGCGGCCACGUGCACGGCUACCACGGCUGGGGGGGGCGCCGCAACCCCGAGGUGGAGGCGGAGUGCCAGGAGCGGGAGUGCCCCAUGUGUCGGACGCGGGGCCCCUAUAAGCCGCUGUGGCUGGGCUGUGAGGCGGGCUUCUACGUGGACGCGGAGCCACCCACCCACGCCUUCGUCCCCUGCGGUCACGUCUGCUCGGAGAAGACGACGGCGUACUGGAGUCAGAUCCUGCUGCCGCACGGCACGCACACCUUCCACGCCGCCUGCCCGUUCUGCAUCCAGCCGCUGAGUGGCGAAUCCCGCCUCAUCAGACUCAUCUUCCAGAGCCCGCUGGACUAGAAACCAGCCAGACUUCUUAUCCUAAGCCUUAACCAACACACGGGUGCUCACAGCUUUGACUUUUUUCAUAACUUAAUUUUUUAUAACUUAAUUUAACUUAAUUUUGAUAGGUAUAAAAACAUUUAUGGGUUGUUUCUUGCUAUUUUUUUAAAUGAUUUUCUUGUUUUUAAAGUGGUGAAAGUUCUUCCCGGGACAAAACUGUGAACCUGUGUGAUCUGCCUUUCCCUUUUUAUUUAUUCUCUUACCUCUUCUUCAGGUGUGUGUUUCAUAAAUCGACGUAGGAUUUAACAGCUGUAAUGUCUCACCCGGCCUUAAAGAGCCGUUAACACCAAGGCGUGAUCACCAGUUUGGUUUCAGUCGAGUGUUUCAGUGUCUCUCUGUGCUCCAGUUCUUGUUUUUAAGGGAGAAGAAAAUUAAAUUGUGGUGCAAACUCAAGUUCUUCAUGAUCUAAAACAUAUUUCUGUGUUUGAUACUUUUCUCUGAAAUCAAGUGACCUUCCUCUGUAACGCUGAAAACAGAAUUACUGUAUUUCAUGAUCUUAAUAUGAACUUUGUAUCACAACUUAAAAAAAAUAUAUUCCUGGGAAACUUUUUAA
This is a messenger RNA of Centropristis striata (black sea bass), 2185 nucleotides long. RefSeq names its product E3 ubiquitin-protein ligase pellino homolog 1-like. The transcript is spliced from 7 exons. The record is from RefSeq and is a predicted model, not a curated record. The coding region runs from base 307 to 1590 and encodes 427 amino acids. NCBI's taxonomy places the organism in Eukaryota, Metazoa, Chordata, Actinopteri, Perciformes, Serranidae. Gene Ontology annotation, biological process: protein K48-linked ubiquitination; regulation of Toll signaling pathway. Gene Ontology annotation, molecular function: protein binding; ubiquitin protein ligase activity.